UCACUAUCAUGAAAUGUCAAAUGAACAAAAUCAUAAUAUUUAGAAAAAACAUUCCUAAGCAUUUUUUAAUUUAUACAAUCUUUAAAAUGUUAAUUUUAAGUGUAAUAGUCACUAGUUUAGUUCUUGCGGCUGCUGAAGAAGACACGAGCGCGCAAUACUGUGAUAAAACAACAAAAUCGUGUGGAAACGACGAAGAAACUACUUACGGCAAAAAACACAUUUUCUACGAUGUAAAUCCUCCUGAAGGCUUCAAUUUACGGAGGGACGUGUAUAUGAGGUUCGCUAUAAUGCUAGCUGAGGCACAGAAACAAGGUAAAGACAACUGGGAGUUAGUUUUACCGCCUUGGUAUAACCUGUAUCACUGGCGGUCGGGUCGGCGCGAACCGCAGCCAUGGAACAAAUAUUUCGAUAUUAAAUCGCUAAAAUCAUACUCUCCCGUCGUUGAAAUGCACGAAAUAUUCUCCAAAACCAAGAAAAAGCAGUUAGAAAUCGAUGUUUUAUUUAUGCUAGAGAAUUAUGAGGAUCCGUUUGAAAACGGAGUUUUUGACGAAAAAUGGGAGAUCAAGGGGGAUUGUGAAUACGAUGGUUUAUACUGGGGGUAUAACAAUAUAACAGCGAAAGAGGUUUUAUGUGUCAAAUUCCAAGGAAAAAUAUCACAACUAUGGGAGUUGAUUGCUUUGCAUCCGCAUGCAAAAAAAAUUAUGUUUACUCAUGGAGAAAUCCCUUUACACGAUACCUAUGGCACUAAAUCCUACUGGGACUGCCGCAAAAGCAUGAAAUUCAACAAAAAUCUCAUCCAUAUAGCCAAAGAGUACAUCGCAGAAUAUUUAAAGUGUAAAACGGAGCAAUGCGCUACGUACCUCAGCGUCCACUGGCGAAGACAGGACUUUGCACGUAGCAGAGGCAACCAGGUACCGUCUAUAGCUGGUACCGCAAAACAGAUACGUAAAGCAUUAAAGAAAUUACCGAAUAUAAAUAAAGUAUUCAUAGCAACUGAUGCGUCAAUGUCUGAAAUAAAUAAGUUAGAAAAGUCUUUAAAUGAUUACGGUUACGAAACACACUUUUUCUUACCGAGUCCGUCUAUUAUUGAGGAGUACGGAGAUGGUGGUAUAGCUAUAAUAGACCAAAUAAUUUCCUCGCAUGCUGCAUACUUCAUCGGUACCCAUGAAAGUACAUUUACGUACAGAAUUCAAGAGGAACGGGAGAUUUUGGGUUUCGAAAGCAGCACUACGUUUAACAGACUAUGUCCUGAUACCGGACGUUGUGAGAAAUCUACGAAAUGGUUGAUUGUAAAUUAAAAAAAUAUAAAGAUAGUACAUUGACUUCCUCUCAUAGUAUUGUUAAGCUAAAGUGAACCUUGACUGUCAAGUUUUAUAGACUAAUUUUGCUUUGAAUGAACAAUUAGAAUUUGUUUGUAAAGGAAGUACCUAUGAUAACAAUAAAAUAUGUGAAAUGUUAAGCUAAAGUCAACUUUAACCGUCAAGUAAUAGACUCUAUAUUUGCUUAUAGUAACAAUAUUAUAAAAAUAUUAUGUAUGUAACUCUGAGAACUGAAAACCAGUAUAAAAGCUAAAAUGAACUUUAAAAGCUAGUACUUAAAAUUCAAUUUUGUUUGAAUCUGUUAUAAUAAGGCAUAAUAAAACCUUUUUAUAAUAAUUGAAUGUAGCUAUUAAGGACAAAAUGAAUGGAUAAGCUAAAAUGAACUUUAAGUGUAAUGGUGUAAUGUUUAUUUUUGUUUGAAAUCUUACUGUAAUGUAAAUUUUCAUACAAAAAUAUUUUAAAAGGACAAAGUAAAAUGAACUUUAAAUCUGUAAUGUUUAGAUAUAAUUUCGUUUGUAGUAUCAUUUAUGACUUAUCUAUUAGUAAGUUAUACUGUGAAACUGUGCCAUAAUAACAAAACCAAAGGAAUUAAUUAAUAAUUUAUUUUUAAUAAAUAUUUUUUUUUAGUAUAAACUGUAUUUUUAUUAUAUUGAUCCUACGUUAAUAAAGUCAAAGUCAAAAUUAUUUAUUUCAAAUAGACCAGGGGGCCUACUCUAAUUCAACGAACGAACGAAAAAACUUCGCAGAUUGCAUACUACAAUUCUAUUUAUUGCGAACUUUCGUGAACAAAAAUUAACGAAUGAAAUGAAGAUAAAUAAAUA
Spodoptera frugiperda (fall armyworm) is the source of this 2140-nucleotide messenger RNA. RefSeq names its product GDP-fucose protein O-fucosyltransferase 2 (gene pofut2). Bases 9 to 1298 code for a protein of 429 amino acids. NCBI's taxonomy places the organism in Eukaryota, Metazoa, Arthropoda, Insecta, Lepidoptera, Noctuidae. Gene Ontology annotation, molecular function: peptide-O-fucosyltransferase activity. The transcript has a single exon. The record is from RefSeq and is a predicted model, not a curated record. Gene Ontology annotation, biological process: protein O-linked glycosylation via fucose.